GCAGGAAAGUUUUGUCAUGAUGAACCAUCAGUUCACAUCCGUAAGCCACAACUAAAGGAGUCUGUGAAAAGAGUUGCGCAGAAGACCUUGAAAUAGAAGUCAGGCCUUCCUCUGCAUUGGAAGCAUAUAGGACGUGUGAGACCGUGUACAGCUAAUGUGUUAGCCAGGACUUGAAAGAAGCAUAUGGCACCUAUAAAGUUAAAUGCCACUCCUUGUUGCCACUUGGACCUUCUGCUUGAGACCUGCAUGUGACUUUCCACCUGUGAUCUUGGCUUCUCCUAUCUACUGACUUUGAUUACAGAAAAGUCUCUGAAGAUUCGUAUCAAAUGACGUCAAUGGCCAGCUUGUUUUCUUUCACUAGUCCAGCAGUGAAGCGGUUGUUGGGCUGGAAACAAGGUGAUGAGGAAGAAAAAUGGGCAGAAAAGGCAGUCGAUGCUUUAGUGAAAAAGCUGAAGAAGAAGAAGGGCGCCAUGGAGGAGUUGGAGAAAGCCUUGAGUAGCCCAGGACAGCCAAGCAAAUGUGUCACUAUUCCCAGGUCCUUGGACGGACGCCUGCAAGUUUCCCACAGAAAAGGCUUGCCCCAUGUUAUAUAUUGCCGUGUUUGGCGCUGGCCAGAUUUGCAGAGUCAUCAUGAGCUAAAGCCAUUGGAUAUUUGUGAGUUUCCUUUUGGAUCUAAGCAAAAGGAAGUCUGUAUCAAUCCAUACCACUAUAAGAGAGUGGAAAGUCCAGUCUUACCUCCAGUGUUAGUGCCUCGCCACAACGAAUUCAAUCCGCAGCAUAGCCUUCUGGUUCAGUUUAGGAACCUGAGCCACAAUGAACCGCACAUGCCACACAACGCCACGUUUCCGGAUUCCUUCCAGCAGCCCAACAGCACCCCUUUCCCCUUGUCUCCUAACAGCCCCUACCCCCCUUCCCCCGCCAGCAGCACGUACCCCAGCUCCCCAGCAAGCUCCGCACCAGGAAGCCCCUUUCAGCUCCCAGCUGAUACACCUCCUCCUGCCUAUAUGCCCCCCGAGGAUCAGAUGGGACAAGAUAACUCCCAACCCAUGGACACAAGCAGUGCCGUCAUUCCUCAGAUCAUGCCCAGCAUAUCCAGCAGAGAUGUUCAGCCUGUUGCCUAUGAAGAGCCCAAACACUGGUGUUCAAUUGUCUACUAUGAACUGAACAACCGUGUAGGGGAAGCUUUCCAUGCAUCUUCUACUAGUGUGUUAGUAGAUGGAUUCACAGACCCUUCGAAUAACAAAAGUCGAUUCUGCUUGGGAUUGCUGUCAAAUGUGAACCGUAAUUCAACCAUUGAAAACACUAGGCGGCAUAUUGGAAAAGGUGUUCAUCUGUACUAUGUUGGUGGGGAGGUGUAUGCCGAGUGUCUUAGUGACAGCAGCAUCUUUGUUCAGAGUAGAAAUUGCAACUUCCACCACGGCUUCCACCCCACCACUGUCUGUAAGAUUCCCAGCAGCUGCAGCCUCAAGAUUUUUAACAAUCAGGAAUUUGCCCAGCUUCUGGCUCAGUCUGUUAACCAUGGAUUUGAGGCCGUGUAUGAGCUCACCAAGAUGUGCACCAUUCGAAUGAGUUUUGUCAAGGGCUGGGGAGCAGAGUACCAUCGACAGGAUGUUACUAGCACUCCAUGCUGGAUUGAGAUUCACCUCCAUGGGCCUCUUCAGUGGCUGGAUAAAGUUCUUACUCAGAUGGGCUCUCCUCUAAACCCCAUUUCUUCUGUUUCAUAGUGCAGAAGUCUUCUUUCCAACUAUAUUUUUACUGGACUUGUUUUAAUUUUAGAAGAAUUUCCAGUACAGAUGCUGUGAGCUGACAUGGAAAAACAGAUAUUAUUGCUUAUUUUUUCUACAUAAUUGUGACCAACACAUUUGUAUUUUGUGAUGAAUUUACAUUUGUUUGUAUUCAUGUUCAUUGUAACUUUCAAAAGUAUUGUAAACAAUGUAGAGUAUUUGCCCCCAUUGAGAAGUUUGGCAUUGAUGUUAAACUGGAACAUGCUUUUGUUUAUUGUCCCAACCGUUUUUUACAAAGCAGUGCACCACAUAAUGAAGAUUUUCCUGGAAGAGGGCAUAGAACAUGGAAAGUCCUAGGCGAUGAGUUUCUAGUCAGGUCUUUGUCCUGCCACCUUUGAGAAAGCAUAGUACAUUGUUUUGCAAAGACAUGGUAGGAGCUUAAGGGAAACUAUUGAAUCUCUAUUUGAAGGAUACUGUGCACUCCUGAUGUGUUUGGUGAAAGCAAGAUGUUGGAUCUCUAGAUGUCAUAAUUGACAUUUGGUGUAGCUGGUGUUUGUCAGUGUAAUGUGACUCUGUGCUAUAUAUCAUUUGUAAAACAUUUCCUUUUUAAAAAUGUCUAUUAUCUGUCAUUUACUCAAGUUUGUCAUAAGUUUUAUUGAACAGUUCAAUGUGUACAUGGCCUUGUUCAGCUGUGUUUGCUGCUUUGGGCCAAUGUUUCAAGAACUCUAAUUUUAAUGUGCAUUAACCUUUUCAUUUUGCACUUUUAUAGGUGACAGUUUUAGUGUAACCUCUGCUAGAACAGUCAGGUGACCUGAUCUUAGCUCUUCUUCCCUUUACUUCCUUGGCACUCCUUUGUAUCAGCACUGCCAUUUAGAGAUUCCAGUUGUGCGGCAUGAUGCUUUUCCUACCUUUUAUCUUUUAAUCUAAUGUAUGAAGUUGUUAUUCUGUAGCUCCAACUAAGGUGCCUGUUAAUUCUCUACAAUUUUAUGGGUGUUAUUAAUGUUGAAAGAUCAUAUACUUAAUACUAUUGCUCUUACACCAGACUCUGCAUACAAGGACCUGCAGUGAGCCCUCAGGCUCUUGGGUGGGUCCCGAGGAUGAGGCUGCUGGUGUGCUGGUGACUGAGUCAUCAGUGGGGGUUGGGGUAGUGCAUUUUUAACGUCAUGUAACAAGGAAUGUAGACUUGUCUCUCUCAUCAUCAAUACUCUGCCUUUUUCUUUAUUCUUUUAGAACUUACCUUGAUGCUAGUCUCCAGAAUACCAUCUUGGAUGUCAAUGCUCUAAGACACCCAUUUACUUCACUGUGCCUUUGGCCUUAGGGAACAGUCAGACAGACAGUUUCGGCCUGAGAAUGAAGACACUACUUUGAUAAAGAAAAAAAUGACUUAAUUUCCCUAUCAGAACGAGAAGCUUGAUUUCCUGGUGCCGCUUUUUUUGCUGCUGAAAAUGUUAUUUUGACUUUUUAUAGUGCCCUUCCUGACGUUAUAAGGAAAAAAGCUUGUUGGGGUUGGGGAUGGGGGAGGCCUGAGUCCCUUUGUUUUCUGUGUCAUUAUUUAUUGCCUUUCAGAGUGAAGCUAUUGGGUGGCUUCAUUCCUUCCGAGAAAUGCUUUGUUGGGCCUUCAGUAGCUUGCGCCUUCAUGGCGCAGUCUUUAGAGCAAGUUUGCAGGUCUCAGGUUGAAUGACAGGUACCUGUCAGUGAGCUCUGCUGAAGUCUGGAAACAAGUGCCUUGCUAGUUCCUUUUUUCGACAGUGAGUUGGUUAUGUUGUUUCUCCACAGUCCUGUCACAGCCCUUCAGGUCGCAGGGUUCUGUGUGAAUGGUAGGACUGAAGCUCUUAGCUGUACAGACUUUCAUGGAGAAGUCCAAACCUAUUUCCUAAAAGUUGUCAACGUCUCAUCUGUGUCUGUAAAUGAAAAGUGCAGUCUGUCUGCCUGCUCCUGUAAUGUCUAAGGACAUACUUAUGUCUGUGGGUAGGAAAAAAAAGUGCGCAAAGCAAGUGCAGAACUCUGACCUGCAAGAAGCAGUUCUUGUAAAGAAGCCGUUCGUAAGGGUGUGGCUCGAGCUUGGUAUUUGGAAGGAAUGGCUGCCGUCAGAGCCAGAGCAGCAGCCCUGCAGCCCGACUGUGCUGAGGGUGACCUUGAGCUUCUGAUCCUUCUGUGUCUACCUCCUAAGUGCUGGGACGACAGAGAACCACUUUUGUGCCCGUCUCUGUGGUGUUGAGGAUCAGAUUCAGGACUUCAUGCUAGGUGAGUGCUCUACCAACUGAGUGACAUCUCGAGUUCAGUGACCACAUUUUUAGUGUGCAAAAUAUAUUAAUAUAUGCCAGAUAAAAUGAUAGAUUUGCAAAUAAUGAAAAUUGCCAUCAGUUUGGUGAAUUCUGCAAAUGGUAGAAUGAAAAUCUCAGUUAUGGAAUACAGCAACAAGAUGCAUCUAGAAAAAAGCAUGGUCCGAGGCGGCCAUUUGACUGGUCUGUCUACAGGGUAGCAUGAUGGCCUGGCUGUUGAUACCAGACUAAACCUACGGCCUGUAAGUAGGCAUGCUGUUGGCCGUCCAGAGUGACUACUCUGCUUUAGAGAAAUUGUAGGAAGAAAUCAGUUUUAAAAUCACAAACAAAUAGAACAGAAUAUGAAUCUUUUUCUGUGUUAUUUCAUGGUUGGUAUAUGAAAAGUGGUCAUAGAAGUAUCUGGAUUGCUAACGUGAAACCAGUAUUAAGAUUGCUAGAUACACACUUCAGGCAGCUACACUAAUAAUGCAGAUAGGGAAUGUGCCGGUGUUGAUGACGUGUGGACACCCUUGGGGGUGUACGUGGCAGUGACAUUGCAUACAGGAUGUACUGUCGAAGUGGGCACUGGGACUGCCUGCGAGGACCUGCACGACAUUCCCGUCCCUGGCCAGUAGUGCCCUUGUGAGGAGAGACACCUCAUGAAACCGAGUUGGGGGUGUGGUGUGCCCGUGUUGUCGAGAGCAUCGCGGUGGCACAGGCCCUGUCCUCACGCCUUUUCUAGUCAUCUCUCCGGAGCACUUGGGUCGUCUUCCUCUUCUCACUUCAAGUUUUGUCUCUUUUUGAUUCCUGAAGAUGAAAUACUCUUAAAAAUUACUGGUUUUUAAAAAUUGAUUUCUUUCGGUUUUUGUUGUUUUGAGACACAGUCUCUCUAUAUAGCCCUGGCUAACAUGGAAAUUACUGUGUAGUCUAGCCUCAAACUUGAAGUAAUUCUCUUGCCUCUGCAGUUCUGGGGUUACAGGCGCAUGGCCCGGUACAGUGACCUCUGAUGGUUUUUAGAGUUCAGCCUCUGGUGAUGGUGCACAUUUAUCUUUAAAGUGCUCUGAACCCCUUCUUUGUCUGCCAGGUAAAUCCUCUGCUGUCAGGGGUCUCAGUAAAAAGUAUGUUCUCAGUAUACACACAGCUAAAUAAGCAGGCAGCUUUUAAUGUAGGUCACCUGUGGUUUUAGAAGCAUUUCAUGAUCUUAGGGGAGGGGAUUUUCCUAAGCAGUGGUUUGUAGGGGCCCUGAUACUAAGGAGAAUAACCUUUUGAAGGUAAUCUCCAGUGUGUGACUGUUUCCUCACAGCAGUAGGGGUGCCAGUUCUUAGAAGUCUUGUUUAAUAAGAUGCAUGUAUAGGAAGUGAGCAUUGAAGGUAUUUGUUCUGCACUAACAGUUUUCUGUCAGAUGGACGGGCACUUGAACAGUUCUGUAGACUCUGUUGGCCUGCAGUGGAGUGUGUGCUGAUAAUGGCCAGCAGUGGUUAGCAGUGUCUGUCAGCAGCCCUCGUGUUGCUGGCUCAUUUCCUGCUUAGGGCUGGCCUCAGUGGUGGAGCACUUCCCUGGCAGGCUAAAGCCCUGUGUUUAGUCCCCAGCACUGCAUAAACCAAACCAAACAGCUCUCAGAUGCACCAGUACUGUAACUGAAGAGACCACCCACAACUGGAUAGUGUCAGAACCAAGGACAACAGAGUCUUAGCGACAUCCUAAAAAGUGAGAAUCCAUGUUAAACACUUAGCCGGUGACCGUUGCUGCUCAAUGAUGACCUCGUCCCUGCCAGGAUCCAGUGCUGGAGCAUUGGACCUCAGAAGAGGAGUUUGUGUCCUUGUCCAGGUGAAAAUCAGCAUAAACAGUUACCAUUUAAGGAUUUAUUUGAAGUCGCUCUUCUUAAAAAUCCCCGAAUUUUGUGUGCAGGUGGGACACUGCUGACUCCCGCCCCGCUGUGGGUCCUGUUUGUUACUGUGAACUGGUGUUAGCCAUAACUGCACUCCAGUUAGGCCAAAGAAUCAGUCCUAAGUUCUUUUGAAAGGAUUUUUAGAGUCAGCUGUCCUCUUCUGAAACCAUUGGCGAUACUGCUGCUUUUGGCAUUCUCGUAUGGAGCUAAAGUAUAGGGAUCAUAAGUAAUGAUUGUUGGGCCGUGGCACUUUAGCAUGCCUGGUUAACGUUGCAAUCUGAGUUUACUUACUCAAAUUUGGGUAGAAAUAUAGUCAUGGAGAAUGAAUGGCUUCUGUGUCCCUGCCUUCUCCGAGGAAGACAUCUCCCAUGUGGAUGGUGGAGAGCAAGAACCGACGGCUGCACUAUGGUCUGCUCGCCUGCACUGAUCCUGCUUCUCUUCAUGUCGUAGGAGACGAAACUAGCAGCAUGCUUCAACUCUGCUCCUUUUUAAUACUUACAAAAAUGUAUUAGGUUUUACUAUAUUGUGCUUCUCCAAGCCAUAACUCUUAAGCAAUUUGUUUUGCAUAUUGUUUGCUAAUACUUUAUUUUAAUAAACCUCAAAAUGUG
This is a messenger RNA of Myodes glareolus (Bank vole), 6481 nucleotides long. RefSeq names its product SMAD family member 5 (gene Smad5). Gene Ontology annotation, molecular function: I-SMAD binding; DNA-binding transcription factor activity, RNA polymerase II-specific; RNA polymerase II cis-regulatory region sequence-specific DNA binding. The record is from RefSeq and is a predicted model, not a curated record. Gene Ontology annotation, biological process: SMAD protein signal transduction; anatomical structure morphogenesis; transforming growth factor beta receptor signaling pathway. Lineage: Eukaryota; Metazoa; Chordata; Mammalia; Rodentia; Cricetidae. Gene Ontology annotation, cellular component: heteromeric SMAD protein complex.